This is a messenger RNA of Triticum dicoccoides, 1998 nucleotides long. Its product is annotated as ENHANCER OF AG-4 protein 2-like. The record is from RefSeq and is a predicted model, not a curated record. Gene Ontology annotation, biological process: mRNA 3'-end processing. NCBI's taxonomy places the organism in Eukaryota, Viridiplantae, Streptophyta, Magnoliopsida, Poales, Poaceae. Gene Ontology annotation, molecular function: RNA polymerase II complex binding. The coding region runs from base 122 to 1552 and encodes 476 amino acids. The transcript is spliced from 8 exons.
UAGAAUUCCCCCUCCCCCGCCCCGCUCGAUGCGCUGACCCGAAUCCCAGCAAGGUCAGAUUUGCAUUUGCAUUUGCUAUGCCAUUUGGGAGUUUCUCAUAGAACAAGCCAGGUUACAUAAGAUGAGCACAGGAUUCAGCGCAGAGAUCUUUGCGCAGAAGCUUUCGAAGCUUAAUAUUGCACAACAGAGUAUAGAGACUUUAUCGCACUGGUGCAUCUUCCAUCAUCGUUGUUGCCAGGAAGUUGUUGACAUAUGGAAUAAAGAUUUUCACUCAGCUCCUCAAGAGAGAAAGAUAUCUUUGCUGUACCUUGCAAAUGAUAUUAUGCAGAAUAGUAAGAAGGAUGGCAUGAGAUAUAUACAUGAGUUCUUGAAGGUCAUCGCUGCUGCCUUAGAUGACCUGUUCACCAACGGUGAUGAUUUUGGACGAAAUGUUGUAAAAAGACUGGUUGACAUAUGGGAAGAUCGCAAGUUGUUUGGCACCCAAGGACAACUCCUAAAGGAAGAAUACACCCGCAAAUUUAAGGAGCUAAAGUCGAAAAAACCAGGUGGAGAGCUGGUGGAGAAGGUUAUAUCGAGCUACAAGCAUAUGCUGCGGGCACCUGUAGAUGAGGCCAAGUUGAUGAGAGAAUGCAACAGUGCUCUAAGCUUUGUUGACAACCUGAACAAAGAGUAUGGAAAUUCGUACUUAGGGAGCAGCAAUGGAUAUAGCUUUGUGGAGGAGCUGAAGGAACAACAUAGUAUUCUGAGAAACACCAUUGAACAAUUCAAAAUGUCUGAAUCACUCAGGGCCACUCUGGUAUCUGAUUUGAAGGAAGCACUCCAUGAGCAGGAGUUCAAGACAGAACUUGUCAGACACCAACUUCGGGCAGCUCAGGUCAGAUAUAGGAAAGCUGAUGACUUCUGCCAGAAGCUCGGAAUAGAUGUACCAAGGCACGAGCCAUCUAAUGGGGUUGAGAACUCCAGUCUCUCUGAAGUGCCUGCUACUUUUCCCCCAGUUUCAGCUAAUGCUAAUUCUGUCGAGAAGGGACGAUCGACUGCAGUGAUGUAUUCACGGGAAGGAGAUGGAGGUGAGCCUGAGACCCUCAACGGCGGUUUUUCUUCACGAGCCACCAGGGGCAACUUUGAGCAGAAAAUAGAAGGGCACCCUCCUGGUACUAAGAGGCAGAAGAUAGAGAAUGGUAUAUCUGUCCCUCAGCCUGAAGCACCCCCACCGCCACCCCCACUCCCGUAUCCUGAUACAUUUGAACAGCCACCACCACCGCCUCAGUAUCCUCCAUCACCAGAGUCUAGCCCACCACCACUUCCACCUUCAAUGCCGCCCCCAAUCCCACCACCACCACCACCACCACCUUCUACAGAUGCAUUUAUGCCAGUUCCUGCUCUUCCAAUGGGAGGAAUGCCAUAUUUCCCACCGUUUCCUCCACCUGUAAACUAUCCCAUGAUCAACAUGCCACCGCCUUUCCCUGGUGCCCCAAACCCUCCUCACCCAGGUUUCCUUGGAUUUGGGGGUCCCUUCUAUGGUCCGCCUUUCCCCUCGGCACCCCAUCAAUGAACAGGAAAUGAGAGUAGUUCGCUUAUCUGCAGAUUAGUAGCGCCAGUCAGCCAGCAUAUGAAAUCGAGGUACAUGGAGCUUUGGAAAACUUGUCAUAGGUUUCGUUUCAUCCUCAAAGGAUAUAUGGUUCGUGAUGAUUCAUCACUGUUAUGUGUUGUGGAGCUUGGAAGGCUGUCCCAGUGUUGUACAUUUUAGUCAGUUAGCCUGAUAUUAGCUUGCGCAGACAUUUAGUCAAGUUGACUGAUCUAGUUGUUCCCAGCUUGGCCAUGGAGUCAAAACUAUAGAUUUCGACAUGUUUGGAUUCUGUUGCUCUGUCGGCCAGACUGAGCUCUGAAAUCGUGACAGUCAAAGACAGAUUCUGUCUGGCAUGACUUGUUGGUAACUCGUUAUUACCUGUAUUCUCUGGGAAAUUGCUGCGACAGAAAAAUACAUAGCUGUUCUUGUGA